Oikopleura dioica is the source of this 813-nucleotide messenger RNA. The record is from the annotation of a GenBank genome assembly. NCBI's taxonomy places the organism in Eukaryota, Metazoa, Chordata, Appendicularia, Copelata, Oikopleuridae.
AUGGCUUCAAAAAACGCCAGAUCUGAUCUCGAUCCUUCGGGCACCAAAAUCAAAAAGCGACUUCGAUUUCGCUCCGAAAUGCGCCUGACUGUAUAUACUCAUUUGGUCCCUGUAAUAAGCGAAUACUUCUCGCUGCUUGAAUACUACACGGAAAUUCUUCUAUCCGGUCCAGUCAGGCUUUUCUUUUCUGCGCGACGAAUUUCAAUGUACGAUUUAGCAAAGACACCUGACGACGAGACUUGUCAGACAUUUAUGAUGAUUGACCAUUCUGUAAUGGAAACAGAAAACUAUCGCAAAACUGUUCGGAAAUCGCUUGCCCACAUUUAUGGAAACAUAGAAGCGAUAGAAGAAAGUGGAGCAUACGUCCUUGAGGAUUAUACAAGCGGGGGAGAAGGUGAAAUAUCGCUGAGCAAAGGGGAUCGUCUCAAUGUCAUAAUGCGCGAGCCAACUGGAUGGUGGCUAGUUGAAAACUACGAAACUGGAGAAAGCGGCUGGGUCCCUGCAAGCUACAUUCACGAAGAGUCAAGAACGUCGACUACUGAAUCUUCUCAAGGUCUUGAGAAUGGCAUAGAGAAUAAAGCUUUCAUCAAAAAUAAUGACUACCUGGUAACUGAGAAGUUUCGAGCAACAAACGAUAAAGAACUAUCCGUGGAGGAAAAUUGCAUAGUUAGUGUUCUUGAGGAGAAUGUUGAUGGAUGGUGGCUUGUCAGAUACAAUGGAUCGAAGGGACUGGUACCAGCGAUGUUUUUACGCAAAUAUGACGAUCCUAUCAAAGACAUUGGAGUGAAUCUUCGCAAGACACUUAACCUAUGA